Lineus longissimus is the source of this 2616-nucleotide messenger RNA. RefSeq names its product testis-expressed protein 9-like. The transcript has 11 exons. The record is from RefSeq and is a predicted model, not a curated record. Lineage: Eukaryota; Metazoa; Nemertea; Pilidiophora; Heteronemertea; Lineidae. Bases 23 to 1264 code for a protein of 413 amino acids.
UCGGAACUUUAGCGAAAUUGCCAUGGCGGAGCAAUCAAAUUUUGGGAGAAAUUCUCAGUCUCGUGGUGGACGCCCUGCCACAGGUGGAAGGAAGUCUGCUACCAACAUCAGGAACAACUUGGAACCGUCCAAUGAUCUCCUUCGGAAGGAGGAGGAAUAUAAACGUCUCAAUGCUGAACUGGAAGCAAAGACUGCAUCGCUGUUAAAUGAAGCUGAAGAAGUGAUGAAAGGGCAAGAGUCCGCCCUGUCCAGGCCGUCCCUCCUUGACAACAUAAAUGCUGAUGAUUUUCUCAGGAAUUGGGAAGAUGAGGAGUCGUUGUCAAAUAAAAGUGACGAGGAUCAGGGGCAGGAGUCCCGGCCACCAACUCAACGUAGCACCCGUCCGCCAUCUAAAGUUAGCAACCACAGUCGGCCGACGACCGCCGCACGUCCAAUCUCGGCAAAAGCUAGGCCAUCCUCGAGGACCCAGUCCAAAAAAACAAAGUCAAAUCUAGCAGAUGACGUUGCUGUCCCCGAUGAUGCAUUUGUGACAGAGUUUAGAGACUACAGUUUGAAGAAGACCAUAUCUAAUAUAGAAGGGAAGUUGGAUAAAGGGGAAUUCGACCCGAGGGAGUUGGAAGAUGACGAUGUUCUGCCAUCUGCUGCAAAAGAUAUGGGAACAGAGGCCCAGAUUCGUUUCUUGAAAGCCAAGUUGAGAGUCAUGCAGGAGGAGGUCGAUAGGCUAGCUCAUGAAUGUGGGAAGAAGGAUGAAGAGAACUCGUCUCUGCUGGUUAAGCUGAAAGAUGCCGAGGAUGAGAGGUUACGAUUCAGUCGCACGGCAUCCCAGCAACAGGGACAGAUUGAAAAAUAUAAGAAGUUAUCGGAGGAGUCGAAGGCUAAGGCAGACUUAUUGGAGAAUCAGUUGAAUUCUAAUAAGAAGGAUCUUGAAAGUCUGAAACGUUCACAAAAGCAACAAGUUUCCAGUCAGGGUGCGACCGAGGUCCGUCUGAACCGAGCGUUGGAGGAGGUUGAGAAAUAUAAACAGCAGAUGACGAGGUUUAAAUCAUCAACAAAAGAUACUUCCGAACUAGACAAAAGGAAAAUCGAGCAGCUGUUGGCAGAAAAUAAACGCCUUGAUAAACAGAAGAAUGAGCUGAUGACGGGAUUCAAGAAGCAGUUGAAACUGAUCGAUAUUCUCAAACGACAAAAGAUGCACAUAGAGGCUGCUAAGAUGCUGCAGUUUUCAGAAGAGGAAUUUGUGAAGGCUUUAGAAUGGGGAAAUUAGGAGAACAUUUUUGAAGUUGACAAUUUGUUUCCAUAAGAUUUAUACAAUACGACAUAUUCCAUUUUAGCCCAGUUUGUGUAUAUCAAGGUUGUUGCAUUGCGGGCCUAAUAUUCUGGGAGUAAAUUGGUGAGAUGACAUCUUGAGGUUGUGUCAAGAAUUCAUGAUGACCUUGACAUCAUUUGGCCAUGAUGUGACGGACUCUAGUACGGACCUACAGACCAAUUUCUAAAUGAGAAGACUUGUUGCAAUUGCAUGGCAAUGUCUCCAGAAGCUAGAAAUUCUGUUUGUAAAUACAUUAAAACAUCUCUAUAAGGGACACACCCUCAGGACUGACAAGUGCUGUCCUUAAUAGAGAGGUGUCCUGAUUAGAGAGGUCAAAAUGAGUGGAAACAACCAAUUUGGGACCAAAACUAGUGUCCUUGAUAUAGAGGUUGUCCUUGAUAGAGAGGUGUCUGCUAAGGGAGGUUCCAAUGUUGAAACUCGGCAUGAUGGUCACUCCCUGGAAUUGAAGAUUAUGUGUGGAUGCAGGCACCUAUGUCUUAGUGAGCUGCUGGUUGGCUCUAUUUAGAAAAGAUUCCUGUUUUGAGGAAUCAUUUAGAAGUGUGUUGUCAACGGACUCUGUACCGGUAUUGUUGCAAUGAAUCAUAAAAAUGUAUUAUCAUGUCCUGGUUAAAAUUCCAUUGAGAUGCUGAAUUGAACAUUUCACAAUUUGUGGUAUCCAGCCAUGGAGCUGAUUUAACAGUUGUACAACCAACUGCAGUGUGGGGGGUGUUUUUUGCGAUUGUGUUUGUAAAUCAAAUUCGAUGUUCAAAUGAUGAUUGGUUUUAAUAAAAUGUUGUGUUGAAAAUUAAGAUCCGAUAAGAUAUGUUGUCUUCGUGCCAUUGGUGGAUGAAUUCAGCUGAAUGACCCUUUUGUGGUGUGUGCCGGUGUCCAGUCCUUUCCGAAAUGGCAAAACUACGGCCAAGGUGGCUUUUUGAUCCAAUUAUCUCGCAAUUACGGACAGUAAACGCAAACAAUGGCUUCCCGAGUCCAUUUAGGUAGUCGAUUUGACCUAAUUGGGUGGGAAGUUUGCGUAAUUGAUGAACAUAAAUCCACACUAAGUUCAGUUAAUUACAUGGUGGAAUGAAUUUAGUGCCCGGUGCUCUCCUAAUUAACACAACUUGCAUAUAUCAAUGUUGGCAAAUUAAUAUUACGUCCACUAAAAAAUGCCAAUAAAGUAAUUUCAAGUUUGCAUAUAAAUGGUAUCAAAUUCUUUGAAGUACUUAAUAUUUACAAUUAAAUGGAAUAUGUAAUAUGUAGGCUUCAUGACCCCCAUGUUCAUACACAUGAAUCCACAUGGAAUAUGGAAUAUG